Molecule: messenger RNA, 2295 nt
Organism: Dictyostelium discoideum AX4
Lineage: Eukaryota; Evosea; Eumycetozoa; Dictyosteliales; Dictyosteliaceae
Product: peptidase M41, FtsH domain-containing protein
Exons: 1
Coding region: 1-2295 (764 amino acids)
Biological process (GO): proteolysis
Cellular component (GO): mitochondrial membrane; membrane
Molecular function (GO): ATP binding; zinc ion binding; ATP-dependent peptidase activity
Source: RefSeq, a predicted model, not a curated record
AUGGCAUCUAUUAUUCGUAAUAGAAACCUUAUAAAAUCAUAUGAAAAAAUAAAAAAACCAAUUACAAUAACACAAACUUCAUUAUUUUCAAAACAACAAUAUAGUAAUAAUAUUAAAUGUAACUUUUCAAGUAAUAAUAAUCUAUUUAAAAAUCAAAAUGAAAAUGAAAAUCAAACAAGUAUUUUAAAUAGAUUUUUUAAUAAUGAAUAUAUAACAUCACCUUCAUUCAGUAUAAAGUCAAUAAAAGAUUCAAUUUUUAAAUCAGAAGGAUGGGGUAAUUUCGAAAAAAAAGAAAAAGAAACUGGUAACGACAACAACAACAACAAAGGCAACAAUAAUAAUAAAGAUAAUAAAGAUAAUAAAGAUAAUAAAGAUAAUAAAGAUAAUAAAGAUAAUAAAGAUGAAAGUUUUAUGCAACAAAUGAAUUCACCAGAAUUUAAGAAAUAUUUAAUUACAGUUAUAUCAAUUGGUGUUAUAUUAUCACUUUUUAGACCAAAUACAGAAGAAGGAAACGAAAUUAAAUUUAGUGAAUUUUUAGAUGAAUUAAGUGAGAAUAAACCAUCUAAAAUCGUUGUCACUGAUGGUUAUGCAAAUACUUAUAAAUUAAAUGAUGAUGGUGUAACUUAUAGCAUAACCAAUUCUUUCAAAAUUGGUGAUAAGAAAGUAUUUGAAGAACAAGUUGAAAAAGUUCAAUCUGAUUUAGGUAUUCCAAAAUCACAAUUUAUACCAAUUUCAUAUCAUGAAUAUUUCGACCCAAGAGUAGCAUUGAUUCAAGUUAUACCAUAUGCAAUUAUUGGUUAUUUAAUUUUUAGAACAUUUAGAUCAAUUAAAUCAAAUAAAAUGUUUUCACAAGGUAAAAGUACAGCAAAUAAAUUUGAAAAAUCAACAUCAACUGUUAAAUUUAGCGAUGUAGCAGGUCUUGGUGAAGCUAAAGUUGAGAUUGAAGAAUUUGUAAACUUUUUAAAGAAUCCAAAGAAAUUCCAUGACAUUGGUGCAAAGAUACCAAGAGGUGCUAUUUUAGUUGGUCCACCAGGUACUGGUAAAACUUUGAUUGCUAAAGCAACCGCUGGUGAAGCAAAUGUACCAUUCUAUUCUACAAGUGGUUCAGAUUUCGUAGAGAUGUUUGUUGGUGUUGGUCCAUCACGUGUUAGAGAUCUAUUUGAACAGGCUAGAAAGAAUGCACCAUGUAUUGUAUUCAUCGAUGAAAUUGAUGCAGUUGGUAGAGCAAGAGGUAAAGGUGGUUUCUCUGGUUCGAAUGAUGAACGUGAGAAUACAUUAAAUCAAUUGUUGGUUGAAAUGGAUGGUUUUAAACCAUUGAAGAAUGUUGUUGUACUCGCUGCAACCAAUAGACCUGAUAUCUUGGACAAGGCAUUACUUAGACCUGGCAGAUUCGACAGACAAAUCACAAUCGAUAAUCCAGAUCUAAAGAGUAGAGAAGAGAUCUUUAGAGUACAUUUAGCCGCAUUACUUUUGGAUAAAUCAAUAAACUACGCUGAAAGAUUAUCAAAAUUAACUCCAGGUUUCAGUGGUGCCGAUAUUGCCAACGUUUGUAAUGAAGCCGCCCUCAUUGCCGCUCGUAGACAUGCUGAAAUCAUCACUUUGGAACACUUCGAUGCUGCCGUCGAUCGUGUUAUUGGUGGUUUAGAGAAAAAGAAUAAAGUUUUAUCUCCAACUGAAAAGAGAACAGUUGCAUAUCAUGAAGCUGGUCAUGCCGUCGUAAGUUGGUUCCUCAAACAUUGUCAUCCACUAUUGAAAGUUUCAAUUGUACCAAGAGGUGUUGCCGCUCUAGGUUAUGCUCAAUAUCUUCCAAAGGAGCAAUUCCUUCAAAAUCAAGAACAAAUCUUUGAUAUGAUGUGUAUGGCUUUAGGUGGUCGUGUAGCUGAACAAUUAACCUUUGGUACCAUUACAACUGGUGCUCAAGAUGAUCUUGAGAAAAUCACUAAAAUGGCUUACUCUCAAGUCUCAAUCUAUGGUAUGAAUGAAAAAAUAGGUCCAUUAUCCUAUCAAAAAGGUCAAGAUGGUUCUGAUUUAACCAAACCUUACAGUGAAGAAACUGCUGAAGUCAUGGAUGAAGAGGUUAGAAAAUUACUUAAAUCCGCUUAUGAUCGUACCACUCAAGUCUUACAAGAACAUAGAGAAGGUUUAAUUUCUGUAGCUAAUUUAUUACUUGAAAAAGAAGUUAUUCACUUUGAAGAAGUUGAAGCUGUCUUAGGUCCACGUCCUUUUAAUAAUAAAACUGAAGAACCAAAAAAUAUUAAUAAUCAACCAAAAGAAUCAAUUAAUGCUUCUUCAUAA